AUGGGCCUCAAGGACAAUCCCGAGCAGUUGGCCAAAGCUUUCGUCCCUCUGCUGAAGGCCCGCGAGAAGCAAGCUCCUGGGGGACAGAAAAACGGGACAAUGAAUGUCGGUUUUGGCGGGUCGAAGCUCUCAAAUUUUGCUGAUCUGUCCCGUUUACUCUGUCCCACAGGAGGCAAGGUAGAUGCACUGCCUACGACGUCCAAAAAGUCGCGCGGUUCUGCCACUAAUAUAAUCGCCGAGGAAUGGAGGGUGAGCGACACCAUCCUAAGGUGGUCCAGCUCGAACUUGGUGAGGAUGAGACGGAUGUUGUACGCGAAUGCGUCUAUGAGAAGCUUCACCGACGGAAUCGUCUUCAGAAUCGUGGUCAAACUCGUCAGCAGCUUGAGACUGGGCUUCCUGAAAGACUUGGCGCACUGA
Lecanosticta acicola is the source of this 417-nucleotide messenger RNA. The record is from the annotation of a GenBank genome assembly. NCBI's taxonomy places the organism in Eukaryota, Fungi, Ascomycota, Dothideomycetes, Mycosphaerellales, Mycosphaerellaceae.